AUGUUACCAAAUUCACUAAAAAGGGACCACCCAUUCUCGAGUUGUAGUGCCUGUACUGAAUUGUCAUUUUUUAGAAAGCAACAGAUCAUUCAACAACCAGAAACAGUCUUUGACCAAUCAGAAGUCGAACAACAACAACACCUUUUAAAUUCUUCCAAUUUAUCAACCUCCCCCUCUAGCGCCUUCUCUAUUCCUCCCCCAAAUUUAACAAUAAUAAAUAAAUUGGCCGAUUUAACCUGCAAAAAAUGCCCUGGGGGCAAAACUUUUACAAGCCGCGAACAUUUAGAACUACACAAUACAAACACCCAUAGAGACAGACCUCAAUAUUGUUGUAAUCAGUGUGGGGCUUUGUUUAGUGUUAAAAGGGAAUUGGCAACACAUUUACGUGUUCAUUCGGGAGAACAACCUCAUCAAUGUGAAAAAUGUGGCAAAGAAUUUGGCACAAGACAAUUAUUAAAAAAGCAUACAAUGUGGCAUACUGGAGAACGUUCGCAUGUUUGCCCCAGUUGUGGAAAGGCAUUUUUCCAAAAAGGUCAUUUAACACAACAUUUAAUGAUACACAAAGGUGGAAGGCCACAUAAAUGUUCUUUAUGUUCAAAAACUUUUAUUUUUAAAUUUGAUUUAAAUCGCCACUUAAAAAUUCAUACUGACCGAAGUUUUGUCUGUGGGAGGUGCUCAAAGUGUUUUCAACAAGAAGUUGAGCUUGAGGGGCAUGUUUUAAAUUGUAAAAGGUCGUCAACAAAUAUUAUUCGAAGGAAUAAAAGGCCCUCCAAGCGUAGAGAACCAUUUUUUGAUAACUCUACAAAUAUUGAAGAAAAUGAAAUUCCACUUAAAAAGCCUUCGUUAACCUUUAAAAAUGAGGAGGAAAGCAAUAAUGAACAGUAUAAUGAAUUUAUGCGAAAAAAUGAGACAAAUGGGGGAAAUGACCAAGUGAGUCUUUACCAUUUUGAAAAAUUUUUUGAAUUUAAAUAUGGCUAUUUUAAAUCUAAAUAG
This is a messenger RNA of Meloidogyne enterolobii, 993 nucleotides long. NCBI's taxonomy places the organism in Eukaryota, Metazoa, Nematoda, Chromadorea, Rhabditida, Meloidogynidae. The record is from the annotation of a GenBank genome assembly.